Molecule: messenger RNA, 1564 nt
Organism: Phacochoerus africanus (Common warthog)
Lineage: Eukaryota; Metazoa; Chordata; Mammalia; Artiodactyla; Suidae
Product: olfactory receptor 2C1
Exons: 1
Coding region: 358-1296 (312 amino acids)
Biological process (GO): G protein-coupled receptor signaling pathway
Cellular component (GO): membrane
Molecular function (GO): G protein-coupled receptor activity; olfactory receptor activity
Source: RefSeq, a predicted model, not a curated record
AACUCCCCUCAUACAAUUCUAAUGGUCAGCUCGCUCUAGCCUGUUAACAAUCACUGUGUUGAACUGAAGAGCAUUAGACUUUAUUUUUCCUCAUAAGGCACUUCCUUCAUUGCUGCAAUAGCUCACAUUUGAUACUCAGCUGGGAUACCGUUGCCAGUCAUUGUGGGAUUGACCACGUUUGGGGAUUGCAGUGAAAGUUUAGCAGGCAUGAAAUUGAAGAUAGUACUUAACUAUGACACCUGGGGCUCGUCCGACCUGUGCUGAUGCUAACCAGCCUUCUCCAUUCAUUUCCUCUUCACCUGCUUUACUCCUGGGUUUCCCUGGACAGAGCCCUCAGGUGACUGAAGGCCGGCAGGGAUGGAAAGGGCCAACGCCACCUCCUUGGAGGGCUUCAUUCUGAUGGGCGUCUCGGACCAUCCCCAGCUGGAGAGGGUCUUUUUUGUAGUCAUCCUCUUCUCAUACUCGUUGACCCUAGUUGGGAACGGAACCAUCAUCCUCCUUUCCAGCCUGGAUGCUCGGCUCCACACACCCAUGUAUUUCUUCCUCAGCAACCUCUCCUCCCUGGACCUUGCCUUUACCACUAGCUCCGUCCCCCAAAUGCUCGUCAACCUGUGGGGGUCAGACAAGACCAUCAGCUAUGGUGGCUGUGUGACCCAACUCUAUGUCUUCCUGUGGCUCGGCGCUACUGAGUGCAUCCUGCUGGUGGUGAUGGCGUUUGACCGCUCUUUCACCGUGUGCCGGCCCCUGCACUACACCGCCGUCAUGAACCCUCGGCUCUGCUGGCUGCUGGCUGCCAUUGCCUGGUUGGGGGGCUUGGGCAACUCUGGGGUCCAGUCCACAUUCACUGUGCAGCUUCCUCUGUGUGGGAACCGGAGGCUGGACAGCUUCCUGUGUGAAGUGCCCGCCAUGAUCAAAAUGGCCUGUGGAGACACGAGUCUCAAUGAGGCUGUGCUCAGUGGUGUGUGCACCUUCUUCACUGCUGUCCCACUAAGCAUCAUCCUGGUCUCCUACUGCUGCAUCGCGCGGGCAGUGCUGGAGAUCCGCUCAGCGGAGGGACGGAGAAAGGCCUUUAACAUGUGCCUCUCCCAUCUGCUGGUGGUGCUCCUCUUCUACGGCUCGGCCAUCUAUGGGUAUCUGCUGCCAGCGAAGACCAGCAGCCAGGACCAGGGCAAAUUCAUUUCUCUCUUCUACUCCGUGGUCACACCCAUGGCGAACCCUCUCAUCUACACUCUGAGGAACAAGGAGGUGAAGGGGGCGCUGAGGAGGCUGCUGGGGAAGGGAAGAGAAGUCAGCUAAAGGCCAGGAAAGCUCCAUCAUGUACCACCUCUUCCUUUCUACAUGCUUUUUCUUACUUUCUCUCUGGCCAGGUGAGCAUGAGGAGUGCCAACACCAGCACAAUCUGUUCUUGACAGCACGAAGCUGUUGGUACAUGGUUAGUGUUAUUUCCAGUGUUCUGUAUUUAUUUACCAAAUACCCUGCUGUGGACCACAGGGAGCAGGGCCGACUCAUGUCACUGAUGGUUCAGAUGUUGUUGACUUAGUACAAACUUAGCUCACUGUCACUG